GCCAACUUCCAGGCUACAGAUUACUACCAUGCUUCCACGGGAACCGUACAAGGGCUCAACGCGAAAACUAGUACUUUCAUUUGAUGUCGGGACCACAUUCAGUGGAGUCUCAUAUUGUAUGCUAGACCCAGGGGAGGUGCCUGUAAUUCGAGGAGUAGCAAGAUAUCCUGCGCAAGAGCAUGUCGGAGGUGACUCCAAAAUACCAUCAAUUCUCUACUAUGAUCUUCAAGGAGACGUCCGCGCCGUGGGUGCUGAGGCUUUACAAGAGAAUAUCAUCGAACAGGCAGAAAACGAGGGAUGGGUGAGGCUCGAAUGGUGGAAACUUCAUCUUCGCGCUAAACAUCUGGCAUCGUCUCACAUACGGGAGGACGAUAUACCAUCUCUCCCACGAGGCAAAUCCGCAGUGGAAGUCCUCGCCGACUUCAUGCGCUACCUCUUCCAAUGCGCUCGGACUUACAUCCAGGAAUCGCAUUUGAAUUUCUGGAGAUCGGUCGAGAAUUCUAUUGAGUUUGUGCUCACACAUCCGAACGGUUGGGAAGGCCAACAACAACAACAGAUUAGACGCGCUGUCGAGCUCGCUGGUCUCAUCUCAUCUAAGGAGGAGCAAUCUCACGUGCACCUCUUGACUGAGGGCGAAGCGAGUCUUCAUUUCUGUGUUACUAAUGUGAUUGCAUCAGAUAUAUCCUCUAAAACCCCUAUAGAUGUGUCAGAUUGUGCAGACGAGGAGGAAAAUCAAUCUGACAGCCAGGGGGUCGUUGUCAUUGAUGCCGGAGGUGGAACUAUCGAUCUCAGCGCUUACUCGAUGAAGUUAUCUCCGACGUCGUUCGAGGAGAUUGCCCCAGCUGAAUGUUGCCUGCAGGGCUCAGUCUUUGUUACCCGUCGCGCUCAUACUCUCUUACAAAAGAAACUUUCGGGCUCGAACUACUCCAACUCUGAGAUCAUCGAGCAAAUGACGAAAAUCUUCGACACAACCACGAAGCUUCGGUUCCGUAAGCCUGAUGAACCGUCUUACAUCAGGUUUGGCACCAUCCGUGACAAGGAUCCGGAGUAUGACAUUCGAUCAGGGCAAUUGAAAUUGGCUGGGUUUGACGUCGCGGACUUAUUUGUACCAGCCGUCGAAGCUAUCAUCGAGGCUUUUGAGCAGCAGAGACGCGCGGCUUCGACUCCAAUCAAUUUGGUUUGGUUGGUUGGCGGUUUCGCUACCAGCGACUGGCUGUUUGCGAAAGUCCAGGAAUAUUUUCUACCUCUAGGCAUCCGCUUGUGUCGCCCUGAUGCCCAUGUCAACAAGGCUGUUGCUGAUGGGGCAGUUUCGUUCUACAUUGACCACUUAGUGUCCUCCCGGGUUGCACGCGCCACUUAUGGCAUUGAAUGCCGCGGUCAGUACGACUCUCAGAAUCCUGAACACCAGGCCCGAAAACGCACGAUAACGACCGAUGUCACCGGUGUGCUGCGUGUCCCAAGUAUGUUUCAGAGUAUUUUGCUGAAGGGAACUCAAGUAUCUGAGCUGUGCGAAUUCCGGAAGCCUUUCUAUAUUACACGAACAUCACUCGCUAAAUGCGAGAGUUAUAGCGUGGACAUAAUGCGCUACGGGGGUGCCCUCCAGGAGCCGCGGUGGUUAGACGUUGAACGAUCCUCAUUUUCCACGCUAUGCACGAUUGAUGCCAACCUCCGCGAGCUAUCCCGAACACUUCGUCCCAAAAAAUCAGCUUCAAAUCAAGCAAAGUAUUACAAGGUUGAAUUUGACGUCAUCAUUUUAUUUGGCCACACGGAACUGAAAGCCCAGAUCAGUUGGAAGGAAAAGGUUCGCGACUCAUUUCAUCGAUCUACUUUCUCGCUGAUCGAGAACAUUGCAAAGGGUGUUGAAAGGCGGUAAGCGCGACUUGCCGUUUUGUGAUUGAUUUCGUUACAUUAAUCUGUUAUAGGAGCCCAGCAACUAUAGUCUACGACGAGUAGUGUCAAGACCGAAAUGCAGCUCUUUGCACAUGCUGCAGCUGCAGAAGAGUGUCAGCAUCAUGUAGAGCAGUCGUGCCAUCUGAAUCAUCUGUAUCAAUGUUACCUCAAGUAUCACCAAGUUUGGUAUACACAACAGAACAUCAUAAGUCGAGUAGAACAUGCUGAGGCGGUCCAAGGUAUUGACCGCACCCUCGAACAUCCACACUCUUCCUCGACCAAGACGACGACGGCGACUUGCACGACUCGUUCAACCGACUAUAAACAUCAUUCGUGUCAUAGACGUAUACAUAAUAUAUGACCACGAUGAACAUCACUGUGGGGCAAGAAACACGCAUAUAUGCGUACCAAUGGCAAUAUCGACCUGCUCAUUCAGUGCGCGAUCUUC
Suillus clintonianus is the source of this 2338-nucleotide messenger RNA. RefSeq lists its product as uncharacterized. The transcript has 10 exons. The record is from RefSeq and is a predicted model, not a curated record. Bases 29 to 1873 code for a protein of 614 amino acids. NCBI's taxonomy places the organism in Eukaryota, Fungi, Basidiomycota, Agaricomycetes, Boletales, Suillaceae.